This is a messenger RNA of Ictalurus furcatus (blue catfish), 771 nucleotides long. RefSeq names its product retinal cone rhodopsin-sensitive cGMP 3',5'-cyclic phosphodiesterase subunit gamma-like. The coding region runs from base 20 to 283 and encodes 87 amino acids. Gene Ontology annotation, cellular component: photoreceptor outer segment membrane. NCBI's taxonomy places the organism in Eukaryota, Metazoa, Chordata, Actinopteri, Siluriformes, Ictaluridae. Gene Ontology annotation, biological process: positive regulation of G protein-coupled receptor signaling pathway; positive regulation of epidermal growth factor receptor signaling pathway; visual perception. The transcript is spliced from 3 exons. Gene Ontology annotation, molecular function: cGMP binding; 3',5'-cyclic-nucleotide phosphodiesterase activity. The record is from RefSeq and is a predicted model, not a curated record.
UCUCUCUCUCUCUGUCAGGAUGAACUCAGCACCCCCUGCAGGAAGUGCUUUAUCAGCUCCAGCGGGCGGAGUCGGCCCAACUACGCCGAAAAAGGGCCCACCAAAAUUCAAACAGAGACAAACACGCACAUUUAAGAGCAAGGCGCCUAAACCUGGGCAGAAAGGGUUUGGUGAUGACAUUCCAGGAAUGGAGGGCCUCGGCACAGAUUUCACGGUGGUGUGCCCCUGGGAGGCCUUCGGUGACAUGGAGCUCAGCGACCUUGCCAAAUAUGGCAUUAUUUAAAUCCCGCCUCUCUUAUCGUCUCUCUGCCUUUAUCUCCACCCCUUCCUAACAGACACCACGCCCCCUCCGAUAAAAGACACUGAUAUUGAUGUAUACAUAUGAAUAUAUUAGAAUUUGUAUUAGAUUCCUCUUAUUAUUAUUACUAUUAUUAUUAGAUUUUAUACUCUUGGUUAUGAUAGGUCUAUCAUCCUUCCUCCUCUGCCACGCCCACCUGCCCUCCCAACAUCACCGUAAUAAUGAAUGUUAAUAGCAGUAGUGCUCUCAUCCUGCACGUGGAUGUGUUCUUAUAUAAAUAAUGCAUUCUAAAUAUUCUGUUCGCUACUAAUCUCCAAUUUUCAGCUUCACCGAUGAAGAAUAAAUGUGAAUGUCUGUUUGGAAUUAUCUGGGGUAGAAUUCAGUAAAGUUUUUAUUUUCAAUAAAAUUGUCUGUUUCAUUAUUAUUAUUAUUAUUAUUAUUAUUAUUAUUAUUAUUAUUCACAGUAACUUGGU